GGCUGGCUUGACUGCUCGUUUACGAGUGGCGGCUGGCUUGACCGCAGUGUAUGUAUGUGUGUCUGUGGCGCAAACAAACUCUCCGCAGCUGCCAGCCCACCCCAAGGUGGUGCGUGAUGCCUGUAAAGCGGAUACCUCAGUGGUUCAUCUGGUAACAACUUUCCUGAAGGACGAGAUUAUUUCUGGGAAGCCUCAAGAGAGUUCUCAUUGUGUUGCAGUCACCAAUAGAAGAUUGGAACGAAAGAGGUCAUCCAGUGUGCUCGCUUGUCUCCAAGGAGUUUGGACAUCUGAACGCAUGAAUAGAUGCAAAGCAUGGUCAAAUAUCAUCCCACAGAGGAGUGACAUUAUUACAGCCAGGCCCAUUGGGAGAGGACAAUGGCCCUGAGCGAGGCGAUUGAUGACCCUCUGGCCCCCAGCAGUCAAGGGCAACAUCCUCUCGGUACCAGUGGAAAUGCACCGUCAAACACCAGUAUACCAGACAUCAAUGUCCCGGAGCCCAUCACACCUGCCUCAAAUGGUGAUAUCCUUUCAGCAGUGGGAGCUGAAGAAACCUCAGUGAGGAAUGCAGCAUGUAGACAGCUGCAGAAGAAGCCGAAAUCACACGUCCAGAGAACAAACAGAGCAACCCAAAACGGUGGAGUUGUCAAACAGAACGGAACCCUGAGGACGCUCCCCCACCCGACUGCCACUGCAACUUCGCCCACUGUAACAGACUCUCAGAUGUUAGCCAAACGCCACCUUUCAACCACUCCAUCCUCCCCUCGUCUUCAGCCCUCACCGCUCUGCUGCCAGCAGUGUCACUUCCACUCCUUUUGUUGCCCCUGUGGUCAGCAGGAGUGCCCUCUCUUCCAUAUUCCCGGCACGGGCCAUGGGCCUGGCUUGGUUCCUCACACCAGGAGCCCUCUGUCCUGCUCUUGUUGUCCACCUGCCUGCACUUACUCAAACCCCCGGCCUCAUCUGACACACCCGACCACAACGCUUUGUCGACACCACCACGAUCACCAGCACUGGCAGGAGCACCUCCAGAGUUCAACACGCCCAACUAGAAUUAGCCCUGCAUGGCCCUUUCGAUUCCCCAAAAGCUAUUCUGAGCUGAUAGCUGAUUGGCCAGUGGUGGUGCUCGGUGUGUGUACAGUGCUAAUUGUAGUGUGCGCCCUGGUGGGUGUCCUGGUUCCUGACCUCCCUGAUUUUUCUGACCCUCUUUUGGGUUUUGAGCCUCGGGGAACUGCCAUCGGUCAACGACUGGUCACAUGGAACAACAUGGUGAAGAACACUGGCUACAAAGCAACACUGGCCAACUAUCCCUUCAAAUAUGCCGAUGAGCAGGCUAAAAAUCACCAAGAACCCAAGUGGCCGGAAGACCACUUUGAUCGAGAAAAACGUCAUGCAGAGUGGGACUUCAGUAAGGAGUUUUUCUGCGAUGUACCAGGCUCCAGCUAUUCCAGACUGGUUUUCUCAUCUGCUGAAGGAAAGAACUUGUGGAGUAUUCAGGCCAUCAAAUCCAUGUGUAAUCUGGACAACACUAGGGUGCGCUCACACCGUGACUACUGGAGCCUCUGUCAGCGCACCAACGAUGCUUCAUGUUGCCCCAGCUGGACACUUGGUAACUACAUAGCAGCCCUCACAAAUCGGUCAUCCUGCCAAAUGAUCACUGAGCGGGAUGUAUCGCACACGCUCAAGAUUUUGCGCUCGUGUGCCAAGUACUACCACAAUGGCACGCUGGGACCAGACUGCUGGGACAUGGCCCUGAAGCGCAAGGAUCAGCUGAAGUGUGGCAAUGUGCCUCGGAAGUGCACCAAGUACAAUGCCGUCUACCAAAUGAUGCACUUCCUGGUUGAUAAGGACUUCCUCAGUCCAAAGAGCCUGGAAUAUCCUCCGCCUGUGCUCAUGUAUAGCAUGCUGUUCUCGCCCACAGAAAAAGGAGAGUCUAUGAUGAACAUUUACUUGGACAAUUUUGAGAACUGGAACUCCUCGGACGGCGUCACCACAGUCACUGGUAUCGAGUUUGGCAUUAAACAUGACCUCUUUCAGGACUACCUCCUCACGGACACAGUGUACCCAGCUAUAGCCAUUGUUAUAGUCCUGCUGGUCAUGUGUGUGUACACACGGUCCGUUUUCAUCACUCUAAUGACAAUAAUAGCCAUUAUUAGCUCCCUCAUUGUGUCUUAUUUUUUAUACCGAAUGGUUUUCAACUUUGAGUUUUUUCCUUUCAUGAACCUCACAGCUCUUAUCAUCCUGGUGGGCAUCGGUGCAGACGACGCCUUUGUGCUUUGCGAUGUAUGGAAUUACACCAAAUUUGAUAAGCCCCACGCUGAGCUGGCAGAAACUGUCAGUGUGACUUUACAGCACGCCGCCUUGUCUAUGUUUGUCACCAGCUUUACCACCGCUGCUGCUUUUUAUGCCAACUAUGUCAGCAACAUCACUGCCAUACGUUGUUUUGGCGUUUACGCCGGAACAGCCAUCUUGGUCAACUAUAUCCUUAUGGUGACGUGGCUCCCAGCUGUGGUGGUGUUACAUGAGCGGUACCUACCAAAUGCGUUACCCUGUUCCAAGCCCCAACACCCGCAAACCGGUUACUGCAUCCAGGUGAUUGUGUCCGGUUUUUGCCAGAAGGCUACCAAAUGCUUCUUUAGUGUCUCUGAAGCAUCUAGAAUCUUCUUUGAGAAAGUUCUUCCCUGCAUCGUCAUCAAACUACGCUACCUCUGGCUCCUCUGGUUUCUUGCUCUUACAGUGGGCGGGGCAUAUGUUGUUUGUGUCAACCCAAAGAUGAAGCUUCCGUCCCUGGAACUGGCUGAGUUUCAGGUGUUCCGUUCUUCCCACCCUUUCGAGCGCUACGAUGCAGAGUACAAGAAACUUUUCAUGUUCGAGAGGGUUCAUCAUGGAGAGGACCUCCACAUGCCUAUCACCAUCAUCUGGGGUGUCACACCUGUGGAUAACGGAGACCCCCUGAAUCCCAAAAACAAGGGAAAGUUGAUGCUGGACAGCAGCUUUAACAUCGCCAGUCCAGCCUCUCAGCUGUGGAUCCUCAAUUUCUGCCAGAAGCUUCGAAACCAGAGUUUUGUCUUUCAGUCAGACGAGCAGGACUUCACCAGCUGCUUCAUUGAGACCUUCAAGCAGUGGAUGGAGAACCAAGACUGCGAGGAGGCAUCUGUCUACCCCUGCUGCAGUCAAUCCAACUUCCCCUACAAGCAGGAAGUCUUUGAGCUGUGUAUCAAGAGGGCCAUCAUGGAGCUCGAUCGCAGUACCAACUACCACCUGGACAGCAAGACCCCUGGACCUCGAUUUGACAUCAACGACACCAUCAAGGCCAUCGUUUUGGAGUUUAAAAGCACCUUCCUCUUCACACUGGCCUAUGAGAAGAUGCACCAGUUCUAUCGUGAGGUGGACGCCUGGAUAACCGAGGAGCUGCGCCACGCCCCAGCAGGCCUCAGUCAUGGCUGGUUUGUCAGCAACCUGGAAUUCUUCGAUCUUCAGGACAGUCUCUCUGAUGGCACUCUGGUUGCCAUGGCACUGUCUGUGGCUGUAGCCUUCAGUGUAAUGCUGCUAACCACAUGGAACAUCAUCAUCAGCUUAUACGCCAUCCUGUCCAUUGCUGGGACGAUUUUCGUCACCGUGGGCUCCCUGGUGCUUCUUGGUUGGGAGCUGAAUGUUUUGGAGUCGGUCACGAUUUCUGUGGCGGUGGGACUGUCCGUGGACUUCGCCGUCCACUACGGUGUGGCCUACAGGCUCGCUCCAGAGCCUGACCGCGAGGGAAAGGUGAUCUUCUCCCUCAGCCGCAUGGGUUCCGCUAUUGCUAUGGCUGCCUUGACCACCUUUGUCGCAGGGGCCAUGAUGAUGCCCUCGACUGUUUUAGCCUACACCCAACUGGGCACUUUCAUGAUGCUUAUUAUGUGCAUCAGCUGGGCCUUCGCCACCUUCUUCUUUCAGUGUAUGUGCCGUUGUUUGGGACCUCAGGGCACCUGUGGCCAGAUCCCACUGCCCAAGAAGAUGCAGUGUCAGGCUUUCUCUGAGGGCCCAUCUCAGGGGUCUUCAUCUGAAGGGAAGAGCUCCAGCCCGGGGAAAUACCGGCUUGACAGCAGCGAGGGACAGGCCGAACAUUAUGAAUUAGAGCCGCUCGCGUCAAGUCAUAAAGUUGAAGACAAACCUCAAGAGACUCACGAGCUUUGUACUCAUCUUCAUAAUGGAGUACACCCUCACUACCACACUUCGCAAUAUUCACACACCCAGUAUAAUAGUAAAAUGGAGGCUGGUGGAGCCAGUCCUGAAAACGGACUUGUUGCCUCACACAACACGCCAUGCCAGUGCCAGUGCUCCCAAAACACAGACUGCUCAUGUGGGGAACCGCCUCCGCAGUGGACACUCCAUUCCUGUCCUUCGCCCCUCCAAGACUCGCAUGGCCUCCCCCAGCUCAUCCCCAUUGCAGGAAACUGCGCAAACAAAGUGUUGCCAACAAACCUGGACUCAGUCUGCACACCCAUGGAUUGUUGCAAGCACUACGUCCCCUGUGCGCCUUCCCACUUGCACCGCUGCAGCCCAGCAAGGAUCGUAUACUCCAGACAAGCGCCUGCACCCUGCUGCCAGCUCAAGAAGUUUUGCAUUCACGGUGCGAGCCCAGAGGCUACUUCAGAAAAUAGAUCCACAGGCUUGGCCUUAAACCAGCGCACAGCCCAAAAACCUGACUCUUUUAAUGGCUUAAAGCCGAACACACAAGAGCCCAGUCAUCAGCCAAAAGUGCCAAGUCCAAUUAUCAGCACACCAGCCCUGACACAGACUCAGUGCCCCUCGUCCACACGGGACUCACCUGAUACAGACGUACAUCAAGGGUUUAAGGCGAGAGACGGGGGUUGUAACCAUAUGUGCAGCACCACCACAGAAACCACAACACAGGAGGAUGUUUGGUGUAAAAUCCCUGACCAGCAGGAGAGUGUCGUCAACCUCCGGAAGGAAAGGGUGAAAAAGUGCAAGCAGAACUCAAACCGGGAGCAGGCAUCUUCUGCCUCUCCAAAGAAACUCUACUGUUUUAACAGGUCAUUGAAGGUCAAGUACAACUCGGCUUCAGAGUUCAGCGUGCCGAAAAAUGAAACAAGCGUGCCUCCCAUUAUAAUAAACAGCAGUCGCUCCUCUGAAAGCUUAUGUUAGGACAAAAACACACUGUAAAAAAAUUAUUAUUAGGGUUAUUGUGAUGCUAAGUGCCUCAGUGUGAUUUUAUACAGAAGCACUGACCCACUAAAUAGUGUCUAUUUACUUCUAUGGCCAAACUGUUCUUUCUAAAACAAUCUUAACGCAUAAUGCCUUUUUUUAACCAUGUGUCAAUAUACUGCAGACAUUUGCACAGACAGAAAAAAAUCGCACAUAGUUGCGGUUAAAUGCUUAAAAUGCGAUCACUAUUUAAAAAUCAUUGCUUGUCAAAAGUUUUGUGUGUAAUGAACAUCUCCAAUGGAUUAUGUUCUGUAUGAAUAAAAUGUCUCACUUAA
Messenger RNA from Phyllopteryx taeniolatus (common seadragon), 5474 nucleotides. It is a transcript of the gene disp1, whose product is annotated as dispatched homolog 1 (Drosophila). NCBI's taxonomy places the organism in Eukaryota, Metazoa, Chordata, Actinopteri, Syngnathiformes, Syngnathidae. The record is from RefSeq and is a predicted model, not a curated record. The transcript has 12 exons. The coding region runs from base 376 to 5139 and encodes 1587 amino acids. Gene Ontology annotation, cellular component: membrane.